GAACUUCUAUUGGAUUUUGCAGGUAGGAGCAAUUACACCGCAAAGUUUGGAAGUGUUGUUGCAAAGCAUUCAUGAUUGUCUUAGCAGUUCAGAUUGGGUAACUCGAAAGGCUGCAGCUGACACAUUAUGUGUUCUGGCCAUGCACCCAAGCUACUUAACAACUGAAGGAGCUGUUUCAACACUGAAUAUGCUUGAAGCUUGCCGGAUGGACAAAAUAAAACCUGUCAGGGAGAGUAUGAUGGAAGCUUUGCAGCUUUGGAAGAAAAUUGCUGGAAAGGGCGAUGGAUCUUCAUCUCAUGAUGGUGAGGCUUCUGAGCCAGCUGACUCAUUGGAUAAAAAGGACAGUCCAAAUCCUGAUGAGAGAGCAAGUGAAAAAUCAGCAAAGAAUUCUUCUAGUGGUACAUCUCCCACUGAUUCUAUUUCCAAAGGAAAGGGGAGCCACAUUUUUGACAAGGCAGUUGGGAUAUUGAAGAAGAAGGCACCAGGAUUGACUGACAGAGAACUGAAUCCAGAGUUCUUCCAGAAACUUGAAACAAGAGGUUCAGGUGAUUUGCCUGUAGAGGUGGUUCUCCCUCGACGGUGUCUAAACCCUUCAAAUUCACAAGCUGAGGAAGAGUCAGAGCCAAAUUAUACAGAUCCAGUGGGGAGGACAAGGGUGAACUGCCGACAAGAUAGGAGUGAAUCGAAUCAGAGGGAGUCAUCAAGCAUGCUUGUAGAUUUUUCUAAAAAUCCUAAUCGUGAGGGAUUUGUGAAUAAUAAAGGAAAUUGGUUGGCCAUUCAGAGGCAAUUGUUGCAGUUGGAGAGGCAGCAGUCUCAUCUAUUGAAUAUGUUGCAGGACUUUAUAGGUGGUUCUCAUGAUUGCAUGGUGACCUUAGAGAACAGAGUGCGGGGUCUUGAGAGAGUUGUUGAAGACAUGGCACGAGAUUUUUCAAUAUCAACAGGAAAAGGUAAUGAUGGACGCAUCUCCUUUGGGGAGAGGUUUGCAGCAUUUGAUAGUGCUGCUUCAGGCAUGAGGGGCAGGGGCCCUUCUUGGAGAUCUGAUGCACCUGAAUCUUGGGACUUCCACUCAUAUGGUAAAAAUGGCCAAAUGGGCUCUAGGAGAGCUGCGGUUGGCGGUCCUACAGAUAUUAGGCCCUUUAAAUCGGAAAACGAGGCUGAUCAGGUUGGCAGCAGGAAGGGUUGGGAAAAAGGAGCCGGAGCUGUUAGAUUUGGCGAGGGUCCUUCUGCAAGAAGUGUCUGGCAGGCAUCAAAGGAUGAAGCAACUUUGGAAGCAAUUCGGGGUGCUGGCGAAGACAAUCGUCCUACUCGAAGUGCUCGAGCUCUUUUACCAGAGAUGACUGCUGAAGCAUUAGGGGAUGAUGGAACAGUGCAAGAGCGAGAUCCAGUUUUGACUUCUUGGAGCAAUGCAAUGGAUGCACUUCGUGUUGGUGAUUUGGAUUCGGCCUUUGCCGAAGUUUUGUCUGCUGGGAAUGAAUUCUUUCUUGUAAAGCUCAUGGACAGAUCUGGCCCUAUAAUUGAUCAACUUUCUAGUGAGGUAGCAAGUGAACUUUUGCAUGCUGUUGCACAGUUACUCCUGGACCAGAACUUGUUUGACUUCUGCUUGUAUUGGCUUGAACAGUUGGUAGAUAUCGUGAUGGAAAACGGUCCUGAUGUCCCACGUAUUCCUAUGGAAGUUAAAAGAGUAAUUUUGCUGAAUUUGCACGAGUCGUCUUCAUCGCUUGACUUACCCGAAGACUGGGAAGGUGCAGCUCCAGACCAACUAUUACUGCAGUUGGCAUCGGCCUGGAAUAUUGAUCUGCAACAUUUGGUGAAAUAGCUUCCAAUACUAUUCUUGACUAAUUUUUGGAGUUAAUAGUUGAAAUUGAUCUUCAUUCAAGCAUUGAAGAUCUUUCUUUGCCUUUGUAACAACUGAAAUGUUAUUGUUACUGGCUUGGAUUUUUUUCUUUUUUCUUUUUUCUUUUUUAAUAUUCGAUAUAGGAAGUGUUUUCUAAAUUUACCAGAAAUUUUUACAGGAUUAUGGAAGUAAAAGAUGCUAGUUUUGAACCUGUAGCCAGGAUGGAGAUUUAUAAGAGCGAAGUUAAUGGUUCAAUGCA
Molecule: messenger RNA, 2093 nt
Organism: Olea europaea var. sylvestris
Lineage: Eukaryota; Viridiplantae; Streptophyta; Magnoliopsida; Lamiales; Oleaceae
Product: microtubule-associated protein TORTIFOLIA1-like
Exons: 6
Coding region: 140-1816 (558 amino acids)
Biological process (GO): circumnutation; unidimensional cell growth; multicellular organism development
Cellular component (GO): cortical microtubule, transverse to long axis
Molecular function (GO): microtubule binding
Source: RefSeq, a predicted model, not a curated record